AUGAACACCGAGAAUUUCGAUAAUGGCGUCUUCUGGUUGUUUGUGGACCCGUCUCCAUUUCUGCUGUGGCUCUCUGUGGUUGGAUUGUCUGUUGCUGGAAGUGGGUAUGUAGCCAUUCUCGUUAAGAUGGUUACUCGUCCUAAACGACGAGUGAGUCAAGUACCUGGUUCUCUACGAUCUUCUCCAAAGAUCGAAGCCAUUAAAAAUGCAUCAGAGAGAUUACAUACUGCUAAUAAACUCGCACGCCGUGUCACUUCGUCGGCUCAAUUACUACUCGCGCUCGCACAGACAGAUAGCGUAUCUCGUCAACUUGCCAAGCUCGGAAUGAAGAUUGGUGAUUUAGCUUUCGAGACCGUUCUGCUUAUCCAGGUUUUAGAGGCAGGAUCACCUACGCCGAUUGUAGCCAUCUUCACCAUAAUCAUCGCGUCCAAUGCGUUGGCGUGCACCACCACGAUGUUUUUACCAUUCCAGCGCAUUGGGCUUAUCGAGACGCUAGUAGAUCUGCUAUUCGAUCUCCUCAUCGUAGUUGGAUGUCCUAUGCUGGUGCUGGUAUACUGCUUAUCAACAUUUAAUUUCCCUCGGGAUAAGUACGAUAUCAACCACGAAGUGUUCCCACCCGGAUGGUUCGAACAGCAAGCGAGCGUUGUAGCGGAUCCAGCGCAGACCGCAGUCAUUUACAAGAGUUUAAAGUCGCUACGUAUCUCUUCUACGCUCGACUUUUUUGCUCGAAUGGGAGUCCACGCCACGUUGUUUCUGCGUCUUCGUCAUCUCGUAAACCUCAUCCAGACCCCGUGGAAGCAACGAGUGUGCGUGUACCCAAGAAAACAUCGACCUGCUGCAAUUCUAUUCGUCGUUUACGCUAUUCUCCUGGUCGUAUUUGUGGAAGAAAGCGUCAGGACUUCUACGAUAGCAUGUGAUCCGCAUCCUGAAUGUGCUGUACAUGCUCGACGAUGGACAAUUCUGGAGAGCGGAUCCUUAACGCAAUGUCCAUGUUUGAUGAUGAUCGACCGCGACAUCGCUCCAAAGUCCUAUGCGGAGUGGGAACAACCCCUAAAUGUGACUGAAAAAGUGGCUCAACUCGCAACAAGAGGCGAUCUCCAGACCGUGCAGUUGACAAACCGAUAUCUACCAGUUUUGCCCAACGAACUUCGUCGCUGCACUGAGCUGAGGCAUUUGACUCUGGAAUAUACGCAUACACAGACACUACCGGACUGGUUCAAGGAAUUUACAAAUCUCGAAUUCAUACACCUUGAGAGCAAGUUCACAAGUCCAUUCGUCGUUCUGCCGGACGAUAUGUUUAAAGACAUGUCGUCUUUGACAUUCAUUCACUUUGCGGGUUUUGUACCCAUGAAGCGGCUUCCGUCUUUUCAAGGACUUACGAACCUCAAAUCACUUACACUGGCGGUGUUCCUGCUGUUAGAUCAACUCCCAGAUUUCGACCAACUACAUCGACUCGAGCGUUUACUAGUCACGUGUGUUCCUGUUCUCGAUAGUCUUCCAGAUUUUGCUCCGAUUAAGGAGACCCUCAAGUCGCUGAUUUUAACUGAUCGAGGAACUUGGUGCUGCAAUGGCUUCUUGGAUGAGUGCGAUCUCCAGCACCCAAUGUGUCAGAUCCAUCCUCUGUGGGGAACACCGUCGGCCUCGUGCUUAACCUCCGACCGACAGAAGGCUACUCCUGAUACUCUGGCGCUGAUUAAGAAAUUCCCAGACAACGUCUGUAAUGGUUUGCUGUUUCCUGGUACGUUAGAAGGCCCACCUACACCAGCCACGAUGGAUCCGUGUAAUGGCACGCUUUAUCGGCAAUGCAUCGAUGCCAGCGGGGUCGAAUCCAUGUGCUACAACGCAAGAUUCAUGGGAAUCGCAUGUGACACAAAUCCAUUUCCCAUCAAGAUGAGGCGAUACCAAAUCGCUCGGGGUGUCGGUGAUCCGUGUAACCCUGAUUACGAGGCUUGGCUGGGAUGCAAAUGA
Molecule: messenger RNA, 1968 nt
Organism: Phytophthora nicotianae INRA-310
Lineage: Eukaryota; Oomycota; Peronosporomycetes; Peronosporales; Peronosporaceae
Exons: 5
Coding region: 1-1968 (655 amino acids)
Source: RefSeq, a predicted model, not a curated record